AAACGUACCACCCAUUUCUGAAUCCUCCUCCUUCCCCAAAUCCCCGUCGUUUUUAUGCGGCUCUAUAAAACCAUUCCCGCAAGUUCAAUCCUUCUCAUCGUCAUAUCCACUCACCCAAUUCCAUUUUCUUCUCCUACCCUUUUGAUUUUACGGUGACCCGACUCUAGUUCCCAUGGAAACCGGCGGCAAGUUGAAGAAGGGAGCUGGUGGAAGAAAGGGCGGUGGCCCGAAGAAGAAGCCGGUUUCGCGUUCCGUUAAGGCCGGCCUCCAGUUCCCCGUUGGUAGGAUCGGUCGAUACUUGAAGAAUGGACGAUAUGCUCGUCGUGUUGGUACUGGAGCUCCUGUCUACUUGGCCGCCGUUCUUGAGUAUCUUGCCGCUGAGGUGUUGGAAUUGGCUGGAAAUGCAGCCAGAGACAACAAGAAGAACAGAAUAAUUCCUAGACAUGUAUUGUUGGCCAUAAGGAAUGAUGAAGAACUUGGGAAAUUGCUUGCUGGUGUAACAAUUGCACAUGGUGGUGUUCUUCCAAACAUAAACCCAGUUCUUUUGCCAAAGAAAAGUGAGAAAGCAACUACUAAAGAACCAAAAUCUCCAUCAAAGGCUCCUAAAGCAACUAAAUCUCCAAAGAAAGCUUAGAUUUUUUUUUUUCUAUCCGAGAAAAAGAACUUUGACUUGUUCUUUGCCCAUUUGUAUGUAGUUUGUUUGCAUUGUAGGGUCUUCUUCUGUGUUGUUUAUCAAAUGUAAGCUCCAAAACUGAUGAAUUUGAUGAAUUUGGAGACUCUGUAUCACUCAUCAUCUUGAUGAUUAAACUUUGUAUUGGUUAUGAUUUGUUUAGCCCAUCAAUGUGCUUUCUUCAAUCUGCU
Cucumis sativus (cucumber) is the source of this 861-nucleotide messenger RNA. Its product is annotated as histone H2A. Gene Ontology annotation, molecular function: structural constituent of chromatin; DNA binding; protein heterodimerization activity. Bases 173 to 634 code for a protein of 153 amino acids. The record is from RefSeq and is a predicted model, not a curated record. Gene Ontology annotation, cellular component: nucleosome. The transcript is spliced from 2 exons. Lineage: Eukaryota; Viridiplantae; Streptophyta; Magnoliopsida; Cucurbitales; Cucurbitaceae.